AUGAAGCUGCUGAACCAGUUCUUGAUUUUGACGACCGCGGUCAUCCUCACCGCCGGACAAAGCAUCGACGAAUGCCUGAAACAAGACAGCAUAUCCUGCGUGCAGAAGACCCUGUACAGGGCCGCCAAGGGAUUCUUCGCUAAUGAUAAACUGGAACUUGUGAACGGAAUCAGCCUCGUGAAGAGUAGUGCCAACGCCAGAUCUGGCAAGGCACUUGCUUACGAUCAAGAGAUGGAGGCUGCUAAUGGCAUCGCUGAACGACAGAAUUCACUCGAGAACUUCAUUAGCGACGAAGCUGAACAGUUUUUCACCGGUCGCAGUCUCAGGAUCAAUCUCGGAUCUGUUUUCGAGAAGAUUCGCGAAUCAACACGUGCCAUCAGCGAAUCUGCCCCACCAGAAAUUCGCCAGGCAGUCGACCAGUUUGUCGAAGCUCGCAAGAAGAAGGGAUCUAUGAAAAAAAUCCUGCCCCUUCUGAUUGCCGCAAAAGUGAAGCUUGGUUUGUUAGGAGCCCUUUCGUACUUCGUGAUCGGAUACUUGGCGAAGAAGGCGAUUGAAGCGUCGGUAAUUUCUCUUCUUAUCUCCGCCUUCAUCGGUUUCAAGUCACUUUGGUCAAGCAAAACCCAACAUCACGACGUCACCGCUUAUAACGCUGGCUGGAACGGUGGAUGGUCGGGUCCCGUCAGUAGUGGAUGGUCCAGUCCCGCAGCCGGUGGAUGGACCAACGCUGCUGCUUCCGGUUGGGAAGAUCCUCACGCGCACGGCCAGGCAUACUCUGGAUACCAACACUAG
Messenger RNA from Vollenhovia emeryi, 789 nucleotides. RefSeq lists its product as uncharacterized. The transcript is spliced from 3 exons. The record is from RefSeq and is a predicted model, not a curated record. Lineage: Eukaryota; Metazoa; Arthropoda; Insecta; Hymenoptera; Formicidae. The coding region runs from base 1 to 789 and encodes 262 amino acids.